Lagopus muta (rock ptarmigan) is the source of this 2931-nucleotide messenger RNA. It is a transcript of the gene RXRG, whose product is annotated as retinoid X receptor gamma. Gene Ontology annotation, molecular function: nuclear steroid receptor activity; zinc ion binding; nuclear receptor activity. Bases 1403 to 2809 code for a protein of 468 amino acids. The record is from RefSeq and is a predicted model, not a curated record. Gene Ontology annotation, cellular component: RNA polymerase II transcription regulator complex; nucleus. The transcript has 13 exons. Gene Ontology annotation, biological process: anatomical structure development; positive regulation of transcription by RNA polymerase II; cell differentiation. NCBI's taxonomy places the organism in Eukaryota, Metazoa, Chordata, Aves, Galliformes, Phasianidae.
UUAAGGUUUUGCUGUGGAAUGAAGGUUUUUUGUUUGUUUGUUUGUUUUUUUCCUUCUGGAGAUUUCUAUGUAUCUGAAGCCUCCUGAAGCCUGGUGUGGAUGGGAGAGCUGAUCCCAAAACUCCUUUCAUGGUUGAGUCUUCUGAAGAGACAGGACGUGGGCUGGAAAUGCAGCCAGGCAUGCAGGCUCCUUAUUCCCUGGAGAUGGGCUCCUUCCCUCACUUCUGGUUGCAUGGACAUGAAGGACAGAGAGAUAUCUGAGGCUCAGAGUCCUGAAGAGCUGAUGUGAUCUGCAAGAUCCAGAAGGGCUUCCAUCCCACUGGUCUGCUCUCAUCUCCUGGGACAAAGGAUUGCUGCCUGGUGCCAGUUCCAGGCUUUGUCCCCAGCCUCUGUUGUCAGGAGGUGACCCACGAAGGGCUCACUGCUGGCUGUAGCUGCCCAGAGUUGAAGCCUAGCGUGCGCUGCCAAAGCCACCUGGCAGCUACUCCUGGGUUAGCCCCUUCCUCUCUGCAUCUGUCAAUAACACAAGCAGCUUUCCCUUGCUGACUUUUCCCAGCUGACCUUUUUAAGCACGGCUGUGGGUUCUGCCCCAUCUUCCCUUUGACAGCUCUGAAGACUCACUCUGAACUUUGCAGCACAGACCAGCUUCUGGCAGGAAUCAGCAGCGUUCCAUGGCUGCAGGCUUGCCUGUUUUCCCUUCCUCGGAGUUGAGCUCAGCACGCUUGUGACCACUUGUGAGGGACACUGCCUUUUCAAUCAAUGGAUGGGGUGGUCCUCCAGCAGGUGAAGCAUGGAGCUGGCUUUUGCACAAGGAAGAAAUUUCUGCACUGAAGUCAGGGAGCCAGGAGAUCAAGUUCUUUAACUCACUGAUGGGGACAGGUUUCUCCUCUGCUGCACUUUGUGCGAUGAGAAGGACCCCUGCGAUACUAGUGGAAAACACCUCCACAUGGCUGGGGCCGGCAUAACUAAUGGUCUGCAUCGAGCCUUCACUGGUGGGAAAGCAGAACAGCCCCCUCCUUCUUCACGAUGCUCCUCCCCUAAACAAGUUAACCUCCCCUCCACCUCUUAAUUUCUGUUCUGUACCAGAGCCAGCAUGCAUCCAAUUGCGUCUUAGCCGAGCGGUUAUGCUACCGGGACGCUCUGCCGUGAAUUCUCAGGGAGCUCGGGUAGCUGAAGGCAGGAGCCGGCCCUGAGCUGCUGGGAACGGGAGCGAGUCUCAUCCCGGCCGACAGCUGUUCAAAGCAAGGAUGGGACCGAGGGAGGAGGCAGCUGCCCCGCAGCCCUCCGAGAGCCCCCGCAGAGCCGUGCCCCGAACCGGGCGGGCAACACCGCGCUCCGGGCAGCUUUGAAGUGAGAGGAGACGGUCGUGUUUUGAAAGGCGAGAGAUGAACUGAAGAUUAAACAUGUAUGGGAAUUAUCCUCACUUCAUUAAGUUUCCUGCGGGUUUUGGCAAUUCCCCUGUUCACGCCAGCUCCACGUCUGUGAGCCCAUCAUCCAGCCUGUCAGUGGGGAGCACAGUGGACGGACAUCACAACUACCUCGAGGCCCCCACAAACGCCUCCCGGGCGCUGCCAUCCCCCAUGAACACCAUUGGUUCUCCAGUGAAUGCGUUGGGCUCACCCUACAGGGUCAUUACAUCCUCCAUUGGCUCGCAUCCUGUUGCUCUGUCCUCCUCUGCUCCGGGCAUGAACUUUGUGACCCACAGCCCACAGCUCGAUGUGCUCAACAAUGUCAGCAGCUCGGAGGACAUCAAGCCCUUGCCAGGUCUUCCGGGGAUUGGCAACAUGAAUUAUCCAUCCACAAGCCCAGGUUCCUUAGCCAAACACAUCUGUGCCAUCUGUGGGGACAGGUCCUCAGGGAAGCACUAUGGGGUGUACAGCUGCGAGGGCUGCAAGGGCUUCUUUAAGAGGACCAUCCGGAAGGACCUGAUCUACACCUGCCGUGACAACAAGGACUGCCUCAUCGACAAGCGCCAACGCAACCGCUGCCAGUACUGCCGCUAUCAGAAGUGCCUCGCCAUGGGGAUGAAGAGGGAAGCUGUGCAGGAGGAGAGGCAGCGGAGCAGGGAGCGCAGUGAGAAUGAAGCUGAGUCCACGAGCGGUGGCAGUGAAGACAUGCCUGUGGAGAGGAUCCUGGAAGCUGAGCUGGCAGUAGAACCCAAGACUGAGGCAUACAGUGAUGUGAACACAGAGAGCUCAACAAACGACCCUGUCACCAACAUCUGCCACGCUGCUGACAAGCAGCUCUUCACUCUUGUUGAGUGGGCCAAGCGCAUCCCCCACUUCUCUGACCUGACCUUGGAGGACCAAGUCAUUCUCCUGCGGGCAGGCUGGAACGAGCUGCUCAUCGCAUCCUUCUCCCAUCGCUCUGUGUCAGUGCAGGACGGCAUCCUGCUGGCCACAGGCUUGCAUGUGCACCGCAGCAGUGCUCACAGUGCAGGCGUGGGCUCCAUCUUUGACAGCAGAGUUUUGACAGAGCUGGUGUCCAAAAUGAAGGACAUGCAGAUGGAUAAGUCGGAGCUGGGGUGUCUGCGAGCCAUUGUCCUCUUCAACCCAGACGCCAAGGGCCUGUCCAGCCCCUCCGAAGUGGAGUCGCUGCGGGAGAAGGUCUACGCCACGCUGGAAGCCUACACGAAGCAGAAGUACCCCGAGCAGCCGGGGCGGUUUGCCAAACUCCUCCUGCGCCUGCCAGCACUACGGUCCAUCGGACUGAAGUGCCUGGAGCAUCUCUUCUUCUUCAAGCUGAUCGGGGACACCCCCAUCGACACCUUCCUCAUGGAGAUGCUGGAGACACCCCUGCAGGUCACUUGAUGGUCCGGUCCCCCCCACCAUAUCCCCACACAGCUCCCACUCCUCCUCUCCGGGCUGCAAGAGCUGCCCUCCACCCUCUGCUCCUCUUUGGUGGGAUUGUUGUGUCUUUGUACAGCUGUAAA